AUGGCUGCUGGAGGUCCAGUGAAAGAGCUGUGCGAGGAAGCCACUUGCUCCAUCUGCCUGGACUUUUUCAGCGACCCGGUGAGCAUCGCCCAGUGCGGCCACAGUUUCUGCCGGGACUGCCUGACCCGCAGCUGGGGGGAGUCGGGGGCAGAGGCUUCCUGCUGCCCCCAGUGCAGAGGAACAACCCAGAAGAAGAAACUUUGGCCGAACCAGCAGCUGGCAAACUUUGUCGAAAUCGCCAAGAAAUUCACUCUGCAGGCGGGGACAGAGGCAGAUGUGGAGGGGGGAGGAGGAAAGUGGGGGGUCUGCGAGAAGCACCAGGAGCCCCUGAGGUUUUUCUGCCGGGAAGAGGACGCCCCCGUCUGCAUUUUCUGCGGCAGAUCCAAGGAGCACAAAGACCACGAGGUGAUUCCUCUGGAGGAGGCUUCCCAAGCAAAUAGGGCAAUCGUUGCUGCUAGAAGAGGGAGAGUUUGCCAGAAGCACCAGGAGCCGCUGAAGCUCUUCUGCAAGGACGACAAAGCCCUCAUCUGUUUGGUCUGUGACCGAUCCAAGGAGCACAGAAAUCACGAAACUCUUCCUCUCGAGGAGGCCUCCCAAGAGUAUAAGGAUCAGUUCAGCAGCUGGAUGGAGAUUCUGAAGAAGGAGAGAGAGAGAAUUCUGGCGUAUAAAGCAGACGUCGUGAAGGAAAGCCAAGAACUGCUUGAGCAAACCACAGGAGAGAAAGAAGGGACUGUAGCCAACUUCAAGCAACUGCACAAAUUUCUGGAGGAACAAGAGAAACUUCUGCUGGCCCAGAUGGAAGAGGGGGAGAAGGAGGUGGCAAAGAAAAGGGACCAGCACCUGGCCAAAGUCUCUGGGGAACUCUCCUCUCUUGAAAGCCUCAUCCGGGAGAUGGAGGAGAAGUGUCAGCAGCCAGCCUGUGAACUCCUGCAGGAUGUCCGAAGCACCUUGCAGAGGUAUGAAGAAAAGGAGACGUUUGAGAAUCCAGUGACUUUUCCUCUUACAUUGAAGUGGAGGAUCUGGGACUUCAGUGACAUCAAUCACUUGCUGGAGGGUGUCAUGAAGCAGAUGAAAGACACUCUGGAUUCUGGACUUCAGCAGCAGAAAGCAAAUGUGACUCUGGAUUCAAACACAGCCCAUCCCAGUCUCAUCCUGCAUGACGAUCGGAAAAGUGUGAAACCAGGAGAACAAGCUAAAGCUCUGCUCAAGAAUCCUGAAAGAUUUGACCGAUAUAGAGCUGUGCUGGGCCAAGAGGGAUUCACAGGAGGCCGCCAUUUCUGGGAAGUCCUUGUGGGAAGUGAGGAAGGAUGGAGUUUAGGGGUGGCCAGAAAGUCUAUGAGGAGGAAGGGAUGGAUCACGCUUAGUCCUGAGGAAGGGAUCUGGGAGGUGGGGAAGUGGGAAGGCAGUUACAAGGCUCCUGAAGAAGACCAUGAGCCUCCCCUUACUGUGAGUGGGGAGCUCAAGCGGAUCCGGGUGUGUCUGAACUACCCUGGGGGCCGAGUGACCUUUUUCGAUGCUGACAGAGCAGAUCUUCUGUACGAGUUCUCUGGAGCCGCCUUCACUGGAGAGACCCUCCUGCCCUUCUUUUAUGUGCAUUCAAAAGCCCACCUCCAACUGUCUUAA
This is a messenger RNA of Euleptes europaea (tarantolino), 1623 nucleotides long. Its product is annotated as E3 ubiquitin-protein ligase TRIM7-like. Bases 1 to 1623 code for a protein of 540 amino acids. The transcript is spliced from 8 exons. Lineage: Eukaryota; Metazoa; Chordata; Lepidosauria; Squamata; Sphaerodactylidae. The record is from RefSeq and is a predicted model, not a curated record. Gene Ontology annotation, molecular function: zinc ion binding; protein binding.